Messenger RNA from Callorhinchus milii (elephant shark), 942 nucleotides. RefSeq lists its product as uncharacterized. The record is from RefSeq and is a predicted model, not a curated record. The transcript has 3 exons. Gene Ontology annotation, cellular component: endoplasmic reticulum. Gene Ontology annotation, biological process: sterol biosynthetic process. Gene Ontology annotation, molecular function: sterol 24-C-methyltransferase activity. Lineage: Eukaryota; Metazoa; Chordata; Chondrichthyes; Chimaeriformes; Callorhinchidae. The coding region runs from base 214 to 849 and encodes 211 amino acids.
UAAAACCUGUUUGUCUUCUCUUUGCUGCGUAUAGGGACAGUCUGAUUAUUUGUGGUGGAGGAGGAUCCCCAGUGGAAAUGACAACAAGUCAUUUUAAAGCUUGUGUAGUUCCUAUUUUCGCCCACAAAAUAAACAGUCAAUUAACUUUCCAGUAGGGUAAAAGGGAACAUUGAAAGUCACAUCGAAGAGAAAAGCAAAACUUCUUCAAGCACCAUGUUUGCUGAGCGUCUGGGUCGGCAGCUGCGGAAGCCCACCAAGGGCUUGUGGGGUUGGCUGGCCAAGCAGUUCUUCGAGAGGAACAACGCUUGGCUGGAGGAGGCGGCGGUCGGGCUGUGUCGGAUCCAGCCCCAGAGCCAGGUCCUGGAGCUGGGCUUCGGGCCGGGGCUGGGGCUGAGGGCAGCGGCCGACCGGCUGCCGGGUCCCGGGGGGAAGCUGUACGGUCUGGAUUACUCCGAGUACAUGCACAGCGUAGCCAGCAGGAGGCUGCGGACCGAGAUCCUGGCCGGGAAGGUGCGCCUGUUCCUGGGCAGCGUGGACCGCAUCCCCCUGGAGGAUAGUCAGCUGGACACUGUCUACCACUGCAACUGUUACUACUUCUGGCCCGACCUGAGCGCCGGCAGCCGAGAGAUACACCGGGUCAUGAAGCCAGGAGCUCUGAUGGUUACUACUUUUUACCUGAAGUAUUUGGAGAGCUUUGCAGCUUCAGGAUUUUUGCCGAAUACAAACUGGAAGCCAGAGCAGUACAUGGAGGCUCUACGUGCAGCUGGAUUCAAUGACGUGCGGAUGGAGGACCGACAGCACAAGGGACACACCUUCCAGGCGAUAUUUGCGAUCGCAAAUAAACCCUAACUGCUGUGCGCCUUACUGUACAUUGCAAUGUACUGAUAACUUCAGGACACGUCUCAAGACCCUCCUCUUCAGCCGUGCUUUCGGCCACCCUCC